UGUUUAUCACUGUUAUUACAUCUGCAUCCACUCUUCUUUUGUAUUUUUUCUCCUUUCAAUCAUGGUCCAGCAAGACAAGGGCAAGUCCAAGAAGCCCCGCGCCGCGACCGCUCCACAGAAGCCCGCCACCACCGCUGCCAGCGACGCCGCUGCCAAGGGUAGCAAGAAGCACAAGGGUCUUGGCCAGCAGCUGCGCGACAUCCGCCGACUGCUCGCUCGGCCAAACCUGCCUGCAACGGUUCGCCAGGCACACGAGCGCCAGUUGGCUGCACUUGAGCUCGAGCGUCAGACCUCGACGAGCGACAAGGCGGUCGUCACGCUGGAACGCACUGCGGUGAACAAGUACCAUGCAAUCCGAUUCUUUGAGCGCCGAAAGUUGCUCCGAUUGAUGGAAACUGCACGCAAGAAGGACCAGCCGGAUCUGUCACAGCUUGCCAAGUGGAUGGCCGAUGUCAACUACGUCACAUACUUUCCAAAGAGCGCCAAGUAUCUUUCUCUCUUCCCAAAGACCGAGCCUGACGCUCGCGCAAAGCAGGCUCGUGAAGCCAUCCACCGGCUAAUCAACCGGUUUGUGACCGAAGGUGCUCUGAAGCAAGCAGACGGGUACGAGCCGUCGAAGGCUCUCGGCGAAACCGACGAACAAACCCUGCGCGCUCUGGAAGAAGUCGCCAAGCAGCAUCGCUUGCUCUCGGAUCGCCUCGUGUCGGCCCGCGAGCAGGCAGCCAACGCACAGAAUGCUGCUCGCGCCGCCUCUGCUGAGGACGACGAUGCAGAGGAUGACAGCGAUGAUCAGGAGGAGGGCGAAGAUGAGGAAGAGGACGCUUCGGACAGCGAAUCCGAAGAGGACAAGGCUCCCCAAAAGCGUAGCGGGCGCAAACCCGAAAAUAUCAAACCAUCAUCGGGUGCGACGAGCACGGCAGCCAGUCGGUCUGCCAAGCGACCCAAUGUCAGCAAACCUGCCGCCAAGUCCAAGCCGGAGCCUGAGCAAGAUGACUUUUUCUUGUGAUGUGACUUUUUAGUUGUCGUUGUGAUUGUCGUGCGUUAAUGAAGCCGUUUUC
Molecule: messenger RNA, 1058 nt
Organism: Capsaspora owczarzaki ATCC 30864
Lineage: Eukaryota; Filasterea; Ministeriida; Capsasporidae
Exons: 3
Coding region: 62-1006 (314 amino acids)
Biological process (GO): maturation of SSU-rRNA from tricistronic rRNA transcript (SSU-rRNA, 5.8S rRNA, LSU-rRNA)
Cellular component (GO): preribosome, small subunit precursor; nucleolus
Source: RefSeq, a predicted model, not a curated record